This is a messenger RNA of Cololabis saira (Pacific saury), 2683 nucleotides long. RefSeq names its product v-rel avian reticuloendotheliosis viral oncogene homolog B (gene relb). Gene Ontology annotation, biological process: innate immune response; response to cytokine; non-canonical NF-kappaB signal transduction. Gene Ontology annotation, cellular component: cytoplasm. Lineage: Eukaryota; Metazoa; Chordata; Actinopteri; Beloniformes; Belonidae. Gene Ontology annotation, molecular function: DNA-binding transcription factor activity, RNA polymerase II-specific; RNA polymerase II cis-regulatory region sequence-specific DNA binding. The coding region runs from base 36 to 1787 and encodes 583 amino acids. The transcript is spliced from 11 exons. The record is from RefSeq and is a predicted model, not a curated record.
GACUUUAAAAGGUUUUAAGAAGUCAUUUACAUGCGAUGAAAGACAUGGAGAUCUUUACCGGGGCCCCUGCAGAGGAGCCAACACCCAGUCCCGGGAUAAACACCCUCCUGUCCGCGGCUCAGGUACACUUUCCCGUCCCCCAGGACGAGUUUGACCUUAUUGAAGACAUUAUCAAUGAAUACCGUCCGCCAGAAGGCCGAGUGGUUCUCCCCGAACCGCCCGCUCCCCCUGAGCACCUGGGCUGCCAGCGCUCCUUCAGCGAGGACCAGCCUUCCCUCUGGCAGAACUCCUCUUCCACCUCCAAGCCUGUACUGGUGCCGAGAGGCACAGCAUGCAAGCCAAACUUCCUCCCUCAGCAACACGCAGGGGGAAGUUCAAAGGAAAUGGCAUCGACUCACCCCUCCCGGGUAGUCUCCUCUCCUGGUCGAUGUCGAGUUUCUUCUUAUUCACUGCCAUCCAAAAGCCCGUCGCAGAACUACGACACCGAAAAACUGGAGCAAAUCCUGGAGAUGCCCACACUGAAGGUGUUGGAGGAGCCCAAAGACAGAGGCAUGAGGUUUCGGUACGAGUGUGAAGGGCGCUCGGCUGGAAGCAUCCUGGGAGCCUCCAGCACUGACAGCAACAAGACUCAGCCCACAGUAGAGAUUCAGGGUCCUAUUGACCACUUAAAGAGGACCACAGUCACUGUUUCCUUGGUGACCAAAGACUUCCCACACAGGCCUCACCCCCACUGCCUUGUGGGAAAAGACUGUCAAGUUGGUUCGGGAAUCUGCAAAGUGUCAUUCAAUCCUCACACCAGCAGACGUCACAGUUUUGCCAAUCUUGGCAUCCAGUGUGUGAGGAGGAAAGAGCUGGACAUUUCACUUCAGAAGAGGCGAAGCCUAAAUAUUGACCCCUUUCAAACUGGUCACUCAAAGGGCAUUGAAGACAUGGACAUGAACGCAGUGCGUCUGUGUUUUCAGUGUGAGCUGGAGUGGGAGGACGGCAGGAAAAAUUCUCUCGCCCCAAUCAUCUCCAAACCCAUUUAUGACAAAAAGGCCACAACUACGUCAGAGCUGAAGAUCUGCAAUUUGAACUUUUACAGAGGGUCCUGCACGGGCAAGACGGAGAUCUACAUGUUGUGUGACAAAGUCCAGAAAGACGACAUAGAGAUCCUCUUCAAGCGAGGGUUGUGGAAGGCGAACGGGGAGUUUGCCCAGACGGAUGUGCACCGGCAGAUCGCCAUCGUGUUUAAGACCCCUCCCUACCAGGACCAAGACAUCACAGAGGAGGUUGAAGUCAACGUUGUCCUGCGUCGUAUCUCAGACCAGAUGGAGAGCGAUCCAAUCGCCUUCACGUAUCUGCCGAACAAUCGGGAUCCGUAUGAAGUGAAGCGGAAGAGACGUGCAAUAAAAAGGGACGUCAGCCUCUCAGAGGAACCUUAUACGACAGAGAGCGUGUCUACUUGUGACCAAGCCUCCCGAUUCCCCCUGGAGACUGAAAACAGGCUCACACCGGACGACCGGCACAGUGCCACCGACGAGGCAAUGAUCAUUAAUGAAUUGCUCGAGUGUCCUGAAAUUGUAAGCGCACUCAAUGACCCCAACUUGGCCAUGCAAGGGGGUUUUGACCAGGGGAUCGACGCCAACGCAGCCUUUACAAAUGUGGAUGUGUGGAACUAUUUAUACCCAGCAGACUUUUCCCAGUUUAGUGACAUGCAGUUCAGCAUGCUCGUCAAUGAGUCCCAGAAUAUUCAGCCGGAACCACAGGACGGCGGGCUGCAGGUGAAAAUAGAAGAGGAGCUAUGAGAUCAGGGCAAAGUGGGAACAGCUGGCUCCAGCUUUAUCAAGUGGACAUCGGAUUGUUGUUGACUGUAAUAUGCAAGGAACCAACGAAGUGCACAACGUCCAGACUAUGAUGGUGCACAACUCCUUGUUUUGCUCCUGCUGCUUGCGCUGUGUAAUGUAUCCGUGAUUUCCUUUCAUCUGCUCUGCUGCCCUCCUUUUAACCUCAUGUCUUUGCAUCAAAGCCUCGCUGGUCGAGGCUUCGGACACCAGAAGCAGUUUAACAUUCCUAAAUAUUUCCUAAAAAUUCUACAUGUAUUGAUUUUAAUACUCGCUGGUCGGGGAAAAUAAUUUUUAAAGUCGGCAUGGAGCUAAUAAUAGUUUUCUGUUUAACCUGGGAACUUUAGAAAAGGUCUUUUAGUACAUUUUUAUUGAGGACAGACUUCUCAUGAAAGCUCUGUUUUGUUUCUUUUACAUACAUUUUGGUUUAAAAUACCAACUUCUAGAAGUUUUUCGGAGCAUAAAAAGCGUAAAAAGAUUUUUUUUAUCACAAAACAUUGUGUGAACUGUAGUUUCAGAUCAAGACUUAGCAUAGUUUUCUGUUGUUGCUCUAUAAUGUGACUGCUGCUCUUAAUAUUUAAUCGGUGCACUCGUCCGUCUAGCCACACCUCUUUGUCCCAGUUUCUGUAGUUCAGCAGUUUCACUCUCGUGCUAAAAUUCCAAUGACCACCGACGCUUGUCACAUGUCUGACUCUGCCACCUUAUUGUCUUGUAAAUAUGUCAGAAGGAAAAAAUAAAACGUGUUUGCUAUUUUUGGUUUGUCAUUACUCACCGAGGAACUGAAAGACAGGCAGGGUUAAUAAAAAGGGAUGUAGGAAAUUCCAAAUGUAAUGUGUCUCCAGCUGCUACUCGUGCAUUCC